AGCGGUGGGUUGCUUCCUGGCAACUUCCUUCCUAUCAGACAAUACGUUAAUUGAUUAUUAUUGAGCUGCCCUUACUAAUAAAUAGUAUUAUUUAAGGGAGCUAGCGGCUGUACUGUAACAUUCUCUUCCACAUCUCAUCUCAUUAUACAAUUCCCUAUUUUCCUCUCCCCAUCUCAUGAUCAGUGCGAACUAGAUUUAUGUAUGCUGCAACUUUAUUAUCUUUCUAAACCAUAUAUUCUUCUCUGAUCUGUGAUUUCUCUUCCUUUUCUUUUGGCUGAUCACUGCUUAAGCAAACCAGCUAGCACUUGAAGAACAUCUUGAAUCCAGAUGGAAGGAGUCCCACCGUCUUUUAAUGAGGAUGAUGUCAACUUGACAUCGAAUCAGUUCGAUUUUCAAUCACCAGAAGAUUCAUUCAAUAUUUCUGAGUUUCUCUCGUCGCCACCGGAGGUUCCAGGCAACCAAAGCUUCAUGUUAUGCAAUGAUCAUGCUGGUCAGAACAUGGUGGUGGAUAACAAUGUGAUCAACGAUAGUAUUCAACAAACAACUGAUCAGUUUCCACCUUCAUUUCCUCAAACCAUGACAACAAUGGGAGAUUUAGAUGGAACAUCAUCGUCAUGGAUCAACCAAAAUGAACCAAAUUGGCCUCAAGCUCCACCAAGGUAUCUGCCUAAUUUAUUUGAUCCUCAAUGUGCCAAUCAUUUGAGGGACCAACAAAGGACUAAUUAUCAGUUACCAAUGAGCAAUCAAGUGCCUGCGAUGCUACCUGGACCUCAACCUCCAAUGAAUCAAUGGCAUCAGAACUCUAUUAAUCAACCUCAGCCGGGACAUGACUAUAUGACACUGAACACAUCCACUUCACAACAUGGUGGCUUCAAUCAACAUGGACCUUCCUUUCCUCCUCCCUGGAUUCGAACUUUUUCUAAUGAAGGACAAGUACAUCAAGCUGCUGUAAUUCCUAACAUAGACAAUGUGCAACAAGAGAACUUCGUGCCUAGGUCACAGAUGGAUAACCUACAAGUCCGAGGAUUGCAAAAUCAAAUUGCUAGGCCAAAUGCCUCAAAUACUCAACAAGUCGAAACGGUUGGAUCAAAGUAUCCAUUUCGGAUUCAUGUUGAAUAUAGGGCUGAUGGUAGCAUGAAGUGUAAGUUUUGUCAACGUACAUGGGCCAAUAAAACUUCCAUUUCAAGGUUCAAAUGGCAUUUAUCAGGAGAGGAAGGGCGUGGUGUUGCCAUUUGUCGUGGGGUGACUAAAGAAGUUAAAGAAGCAGCCUUUCUAGCUAUAUGUGGUGGCCACAAAAGACAAAAAAUCACAGCAAGUUCAGUCAAUGUUAAUGACUGUGGAAUUCCAACAUGUCUACAAGAACUAAACAUUGAGAAUGAAAAUACGGGAGGGGGUGUUGGAAGGGUACAAAGAGAAGUUCAGGUUGUAGAACCCGGAGUGGUGGAAGAGAGGAUUUCUUCACAUGCAAUAGCAGGAAACGACGUAGGAAGCAUGACCGGAAUGAGAGCACAAGAAGAUAGGGUUUCCGAAGGGGCGCUCGAGAGCAGACUGAGGACAGAACCAGUGGAUCGAUCGUUGGAACAAAGCAAUGCAGUACUUGGCAAUGUGGCAGGGGGAGCUAGAAGGAUACAAGUGGGAGUUCAGGGCAUGGAACAAGAUCCAGGAGAAGAGAGAAUUCAGUCGCAUCUACAAGCGGAAAAUGGCAUGGAAAACACUGGUGAAGGAUCUUUUCAGCAUGAUGCAUUUGAGACUGUACCAAGAACAGAGAAAGUGCAGACUCUGGAGCCUGGAGGAGAUUCAUCCCAAUUUUGUCAUGGCAUUGGAAGAUGUUAUGAUCAACCUUGUGCUCCAUCAGUAAACAAUGAUGUAACUAGUCAUGAUGAGCAGCAUAUGGUUAGAGUGAUGACACAACCAGUGCAGGAAGAGGAGGAUGUGGAGAAUAGUGGAAGAUCAGUAGUGCAGGCUGGCGCAGGAGCUAGAUCUUCUGAAAGUCUGAAGUACAACAAGACUAGAGGAGUUCCAUUACCUACUAGCUCUACAAAGCCAGUGGGUCAAGCAUUUGAAGAGAACACGAAGGUGAUAUGGUCUUUGUUAAUGGAUGAUGAAGUCCCAACCAUUGGUAUUUAUGGGAUGGGGGGAGUUGGUAAAACAAUAAUACUGAAACAUAUCCAUAAUGAGCUUCUACAAAGACCAGAUAUUUAUGAUCAUGUUUGGUGGGUGACUGUGUCUCAAGAUUUCAACAUUAAUAGAUUGCAGAAUCUUAUUGCUACACAACUUCAUCUAAACCUUUCAAGAGAAGAUGAUGAUCUGCAUAGAGCUGCCAAAUUGUCAGAAGAACUAAAGAGAGAACAAAAAUGGAUUCUUAUUUUAGAUGAUUUGUGGAACAAUUUUGAGCUUGAGGAAGUGGGAAUUCCUGAGAAGUUGAAAGGAUGCAAGCUGAUUAUGACAACUCGAUCAAAAACAGUAUGUCAUCAGAUGGCUUGCCACCGCAAAAUCAAGGUGAAACCACUUUCUGAGGGAGAAGCUUGGACUUUGUUCAUGGAGAAACUUGGAUGUGGCAUAGCACUUUCACGAGAAGUGGAAGGAAUUGCGAAAGUUGUAGCAAAGGAAUGUGCUGGUUUGCCAUUGGGAAUUAUUACAAUGGCAGGAAGCUUGAGGGGAGUGGAUGACCUUCAUGAGUGGAGGAAUACAUUGAAGAAAUUGAGAGAAUCAGAAUUUAGGGACAUGGAUGAGAAGGUAUUCAAGUUAUUGAGGCUUAGUUAUGAUCGGUUAGGUAAUUUAGCACUACAACAAUGUCUCUUGUACUGUGCAUUAUUUCCUGAAGAUUAUAGAAUUAAGAGGAAGAGGUUGAUAGGUUAUUUGAUUGAUGAGGGAAUAAUUAAAAGGAGGAGCAGGGGAGAUGCAUUUGAUAAGGGCCACACGAUGCUUAAUAGACUUGAAAAUGUCUGUCUAUUGGAAAGUGCUAAAAUGAAUUAUGAUGAUAGUAGACGUGUCAAGAUGCAUGACAUGUAUUAUGAUGAUUGUAGACGUGUCAAGAUGCAUGACUUGAUUAGGGACAUGGCCAUCCAAAUACUGCUAGAGAACUCUCAAGGCAUGGUCAAAGCAGGUGCACAAUUAAAAGAGUUGCCAGAUGCAGAGGAGUGGACGGAGAAUCUGACGAUGGUUUCACUAAUGAGAAACGAGAUCGAAGAAAUUCCUUCCAGCUAUUCACCUAGGUGUCCCUAUCUAUCAACUCUAUUUCUAUGUGAUAAUGAAGGGUUGGGAUUUAUUGCGGAUUCAUUUUUCAAGCAAUUGCAUGGGCUCAAGGUCCUCGAUCUGUCUCGCACAGGUAUUGAAAAUUUGCCAGACUCUGUCUCUGAUUUGGUGAGUCUCACUGCAUUAUUGCUCAAUGAUUGUACGAGAUUAAGACAUGUUCCAUCAUUAAAGAAGCUCAGGGAACUAAAGAGGUUGGAUCUCUGUGGCACUGCACUUGAAAAGAUGCCGCAAGGAAUGGAAUGCCUAACCAACCUGAGGUAUCUUAGAAUGAAUGGAUGUGGUGAAAAGGAGUUUCCUAGUGGGAUAUUACCAAAACUCUCUCACCUGCAAGUCUUUGUACUAGAACAGUUUACGGCGCGAGGUGAUGGUCCAAUAACAGUUAAAGGAAAGGAAGUAGGAUCCUUGAGAAAUUUGGAAAGUCUGGAGUGCCAUUUCAAAGGUUUCUCUGACUUCGUGGAGUAUCUCAGAUCUUGGGAUGGGAUCCUAUCAUUAAGCACAUACAGAAUUUUAGUAGGAAUGGUGGAUGAAGAUUAUUCGGCAUACAUUGAAGGUUAUCCGGCAUACAUUGAAGAUUAUCCAAGUAAAACAGUUGCGUUGGGUAAUUUGAGUUUCAAUGGAGAUAGAGAUUUUCAGGUCAAGUUCUUAAAAGGCAUUCAAGGACUGAUUUGUCAAUGCUUCGAUGCAAGAAGUUUAUGCGAUGUUUUGUCAUUAGAGAAUGCAACUGAACUGGAGCGUAUCAGAAUUGAGGAUUGCAAUAACAUGGAGAGCUUGGUUUCAUCUUCUUGGUUCUGCUAUGCUCCACCACCAUUGCCAUCAUAUAAUGGUACGUUUUCUGGUCUUAAAGAGUUUAAUUGUUGUGGAUGUAACAAUAUGAAGAAGUUGUUUCCACUUGUGUUGCUGCCAAACCUCGUAAACCUGGCAAGGAUUGAUGUUAGUUAUUGUGAGAAAAUGGAGGAGAUAAUAGGAACAACAGAUGAAGAAAGCAGCACCUCCAAUCCCAUCACAGAAUUAAUACUCCCAAAGUUAAGAACUCUGAAUUUGUGUCAUUUACCAGAAUUGAAAAGCAUUUAUAGUGCAAAACUUAUUUGCAAUUCUCUUAAAGAUAUUAGGGUAUUGCGUUGUGAGAAGCUGAAGAGGAUGCCAAUUUGUCUUCCGUUGCUUGAAAAUGGCCAGCCAUCCCCUCCCCUUUCUCUUGGAGAAAUCGUAGUAUAUCCGGAAGAAUGGUGGGAGACAGUAGUGGAGUGGGAGCAUCCUAAUGCUAAGGAUGUCCUUCGUCCCUUUGUGAAGUUUUUGUAGGAGGAGACUCCUCUGCUGCCCUUAAUAUAAUAUAAUAUAAUAUAGAACAGAGGGUAAGCAUCAUCUCUCUCAAUCGAAUUGUACCUUUCGUAUUGUUAAUCCUUUCGUUGUUAGAAUACUUCUUUGUUGCAUCAUUUAUCAUUUCUAUCCUAAUGCAAAGGAUGCCCAAAGGACCUUUUUGUCUCGAAAUAAUUAAUAUGUAGAAUGGUUAAUUACUCCGUUAAAUGUAAUAAUACGUAUCCUUCUUUGUUGCAUCAUUUAUCAAUUCUAUCCAUCUGUAAAAAUACUAAUCAUUUUUGUAAUCUUAAAUUUGCUCGUAUUCAAUAAUAUAUCAUUUUUUUCA
Molecule: messenger RNA, 4894 nt
Organism: Populus trichocarpa (black cottonwood)
Lineage: Eukaryota; Viridiplantae; Streptophyta; Magnoliopsida; Malpighiales; Salicaceae
Product: probable disease resistance protein At4g27220
Exons: 11
Coding region: 328-4551 (1407 amino acids)
Molecular function (GO): protein binding; ADP binding
Source: RefSeq, a predicted model, not a curated record